CCUGCUUGGCUGGCUGGCUGGGCACGCGCGAGCUCCACUCCCCGGGGGUGCAAAGGCGAGAGAGGCGUCGCGCGCGGUGUGGACGCUUUCUUUUUUGCAAGCGCCGUUGCGUGGGCUUUUGCAACCCGCUUCCUUCCUUCCCUUUGUUCCCCUCCGUGGCCAGUUUCUCCAGCCUGUAAUACUGGCUCCCCCAGCAGCUCACCGGGCGUGGUCCGUAUUCUCCCAAUAUGGCGGACGAAGACCUGAUAUUCCACAUGGAAUACCUGGACAACGGCACGCUACCCAAACCAGGUUGUGGGAAUUGCCACGAGGCGGACAGCGACGAGGAAGAGAGUUACUACAUCUGUCCGAUUACAGAUGAGCCCAUUUUGAACAAGAUAUCCGGCGACAAAGUUCAUAACUAUUACAGCAACCAGGUCAAAAAUGAGACUUAUUCCUCCAGCUCCUCUCCCAGGAGUUCCUUCCAUGUUAGGGAAGCAUGGAAGCAUGCCAUCGAGAAGGCCAAGCACAUGCCUGACCCCUGGGCUGAGUUUCACCUGGACGACAUCAAAAUGGAAAACGUCACCCGCUACAGGUACAACGCUGUAACCGGAGAAUGGAUCGAAGACGAGGUCUUGAUCAAAAUGGCUGCGCAGCCUUUCGGACGAGGAGCGAUGCGCGAAUGUUUCCGGACGAAAAAGCUGUCCAAUAUCCUGCACAUGCAGAAUUGGAGAGGGGCCUUCAAUUACGUGGCAAAAAGAUACAUCGAGACGGUCAACCGGGACGUCUAUUUUGAGGAUGUGCGGCUGCAGAUGGAGGCCAAGUUAUGGGGAGAAGAAUAUAACCGCCAUAAGCCCCCAAAACAGGUAGAUAUUGUCCAGACCUGCAUAAUUGAAAUGAAGAACAGACCAGGCCGACCUCUUUACCACCUGGAGCAUUACAUUGAGGGGAAAUACAUCAAGUACAAUUCGAACUCGGGAUUCGUACGAGACGACAACAUACGUUUGACCCCGCAGGCCUUCAGCCAUUUCACCUUCGAGCGCUCCGGGCACCAGCUGAUCAUUGUGGACAUCCAAGGAGUUGGAGACCUGUACACAGAUCCUCAGAUCCAUACCGAAAGCGGCACAGAUUUUGGAGACGGGAAUCUCGGUGUACGAGGGAUGGCCUUGUUCUUCCAUUCUCACUCCUGCAACCGGAUUUGUCAAAGUAUGGGGCUGAUGCCUUUUGAUCUCUCCUCCAAAGAGAAAGACGCCUUAUUUCGCAGUACCAAACUACUUGAAUCAGCUCAGACUGUCGUGCGGGGCACCGAAGAGAAGUGUGGCAGUAGCCGUGUGCGCACCGUAUCGGGCACCCGUCCCCCGUUCCUUUCCCGCCUUUCCGAAAACUCAGGGGAUGAAAGCAUGAGUGAUAGGGCCUUUGACUCCCUGCCCUCCUCCCCGUCUUCAGCCACGCCUCACAGCCAUAAGAUGGAGGGUCUCCAUUGGCCUGUUUUCAAUGAAGUCGACAACUUGGUUCACAAAGACCACGAAAACCUUGAUAAUCAGCGGGAUUCCGAAAACGGAGGCGACAGUGGAUGCCCCAGUGAGAAGAGGAGCGAUCACGAAGACAUGGAUCACCGGGAAAAGGGUCAUCCUAACUGCAACCGGAGACACGAAUCUGAUGAAGACAGCUUGGGAAGUUCUGCUCGGGUCAGCGUGGAUAAAUGGAACCUCUACAAUGCAGCCCGAGUUCACAUUCACAGACCUUCUUGCGUUGCAGUAGAGGUUCAGAGACUCAACGGCCUGGAGCUGGAGAAGAAGAUUGGAAAGUCCAUCCUUGGAAAGGUCCACCUGGCCAUGGUUCGGUACCACGAAGCUGGCCGGUUUUGCGAAAAGGACCAAGAGUGGGAUCAGGAUUCAGCUCUCUUCCAUCUGGAACAUGCAGCCGAGUGUGGAGAACUGGAGGCCAUUGUGGGGCUGGGCCUCAUGUAUUCUCAGCUGCCUCAUCACAUACUUGCAGAGGUCACUCUACAGGACACCAAGCAAAACAGAACCAAGGGCUUUGAAUAUUUGUGCCGAGCAGCCGAAGCGGGGGACCGCCCUUCCAUGAUUCUUGUUGCGAGAGCUUACGACAUGGGCGUGAACCUGGCGCCCGACAGAGAGCAGGAUUGGAAAGAAGCGCUGCAUUGGUACGACAAAGCUUUGAACAUGACUGAUUACGACGAAGGCGGAGAGUACGACGGCACUCAGGACGAACCUCGUUACCUCCUCCUUGCCAAAGAGGCAGAGAUGCUGAUGACGGGAGGAUUUCACUUGGACAAGGAUUUGCAGAGAUCAGGGGAACUUUUCACGGAAGCCGCCGAAGCUGCCAUGGAAGCUAUGAAGGGUCGGCUAGCCAAUCAAUACUAUCAGAAAGCGGAAGAGGUUUGGGCCAUGAUGGAAGAAUGAAAAAAAACCCACAAAAUACCUCCCCCUUCCCUUGUAUAUUUUGAUACAGAUACCCUUUUUUUUUAAUUUAAAAAAAGAAAAAAAAAACAUAUUUUAUUCCAAAGCUUGUAUGGAGAACCGAGAGAAAGAGACGCUUUUAUAUAUAUAUAAAAGGAGGAUAUAUAUAUAUAUAUAUAUAUCUAUCUAUCUAUCUAUCUAUCUAUCUAUCUAUCUAUCUAUCUAUCUAUCUAUCUAUCUAUCUAUCUAUCUCCUGUGAAUGGAUCUUCUCUUUCCCGAGAAAUCUUUUUUUUUUACUUCUUAUUCGGGGUCUCUUUGGUAGACCCUAAAUCUUCCGUAAUUGUGAUGGAACGCAGUUCUGAUUCUUCCUCUCUCGAUAUUCUUUUUCUUUUGUGCCAUUUUCCAAGUUGGAAAAAUUGUUAUUUUUUAAAAAAUAAUAUGGAUGAUAUCAUAGAUCCUCCGUGUUUUGCUAGGAGAUUCGUUUGUGUAGAUCUCUUGCCUGACUGCUGGCUUCAUUCUCCAGAAUUUUUUCUAUAAAUGAGAUUGACUGUAUUUUUUAAAGUAAUAAGACGCACUCCCCCCCCCCCCGCCCCGCAAAAAAGAGGGUGAAAAUUUGGGUGCGUCUUAUACACCGGUAUUUUACAAUAUAAUACAAUACAAUAGCAGAGUUGGAACACUUUUGUUUAAAGGUGAUAUCCUCAGUAUAUGAUCAGCACAAGAGAAUUCUGUUGCAAUAUAGCAAAUAGGAAUUAGUGGAUACUCCCUGUUCAUAGAUCCAAGGU
This is a messenger RNA of Thamnophis elegans (Western terrestrial garter snake), 3184 nucleotides long. It is a transcript of the gene EEF2K, whose product is annotated as eukaryotic elongation factor 2 kinase. NCBI's taxonomy places the organism in Eukaryota, Metazoa, Chordata, Lepidosauria, Squamata, Natricidae. The transcript is spliced from 18 exons. Bases 228 to 2405 code for a protein of 725 amino acids. Gene Ontology annotation, molecular function: calcium ion binding; elongation factor-2 kinase activity; ATP binding. The record is from RefSeq and is a predicted model, not a curated record. Gene Ontology annotation, biological process: protein phosphorylation.